Macrobrachium nipponense is the source of this 1359-nucleotide messenger RNA. Its product is annotated as actin, muscle-like. Lineage: Eukaryota; Metazoa; Arthropoda; Malacostraca; Decapoda; Palaemonidae. Gene Ontology annotation, biological process: mitotic cytokinesis. The coding region runs from base 117 to 1247 and encodes 376 amino acids. The transcript is spliced from 2 exons. The record is from RefSeq and is a predicted model, not a curated record.
GCGGAGUCCUGUAGUGUUCGAGAUUUCCUUCGAAGGAUCGCAAGUGUCUUGGCGAGAGUCCUUUGCUUUGGACGUGUCUUGGUUGUUGAUAUCCUGGAGGUUCAAGAUUUGUUGAGAUGUCUGGAGACGAUGAAUGCGCCCUUGUAUGCGACAACGGUUCUGGUAUGGUGAAGGCCGGCUUCGCUGGCGAUGACGCCCCACGCGCCGUCUUCCCCUCCAUCGUUGGCCGCCCCAGACACCAGGGCGUCAUGGUCGGGAUGGGGCAGAAAGACGCCUACGUCGGGGACGAAGCCCAGAGUAAGCGUGGGAUCCUCACCCUCAAGUACCCCAUCGAGCACGGUAUCGUCACGAACUGGGACGACAUGGAGAAGAUCUGGCACCACACCUUCUACAACGAGCUUCGAGUCGCCCCUGAGGAAUCCCCUACUCUGCUGACUGAGGCGCCUCUCAACCCAAAGGCUAACCGAGAGAAAAUGACGCAGAUCAUGUUUGAAACUUUUGCUAUGCCGGCCAUGUACGUCGCCAUCCAGGCUGUUCUUUCCCUCUACGCUUCUGGGCGAACCACUGGUAUUGUGCUGGAUUCAGGCGACGGCGUGUCUCACACAGUUCCGAUUUACGAGGGGUACGCUUUGCCACACGCCAUUAUGAGGCUGGAUCUAGCUGGGAGGGACCUGUCGGACUAUCUGAUGAAGAUCCUCACAGAAAGAGGCUACUCCUUUACCACCACGGCUGAGCGAGAGAUCGUCCGUGACGUCAAGGAAAAGUUGUGUUAUGUGGCUCUGGACUUCGAAAAUGAAAUGAGUCUCGCAGCUGCAUCGUCAUCUCUGGACAAGUCUUACGAAUUGCCCGAUGGGCAGGUCAUCACCAUCGGCAACGAGAGGUUCAGAGCACCGGAAGCCUUGUUCCAGCCCUCUUUCCUGGGCAUGGAGGCUUGCGGUUUGCACGAAACGGUCUACCAGUCCAUCAUGAAGUGCGACGUCGAUAUCAGGAAGGACCUGUAUGCCAACACCGUCAUGUCUGGAGGUACCACCAUGUAUCCCGGUAUUGCCGACAGGAUGCAGAAGGAGAUCACCAACCUGGCUCCUUCCACCAUCAAGAUCAAGAUCAUCGCUCCCCCCGAGAGGAAGUACUCCGUCUGGAUCGGCGGCUCCAUCUUGGCCUCUCUGUCCACCUUCCAGUCCAUGUGGGUUUCGAAAGACGAGUAUGAGGAGUCUGGCCCCUGCAUUGUGCAUCGAAAGUGCUUCUAACGUCACGAUUCGUCGCAUGUCAGUGUUCCUGAAAGAAAUUCAGUCCUAUAUAUUUACAGUAUAUUUUCUUAUCGGUGUGUUGUGGAUAUGUUCGUAAUAAAGUGUGUAUGUA